AUGGCCCGUCUGGUUUUGGCAUCCUUGGCAGCUGCGUUCUUGAGAUGUUGCCUGGGCGACACCGUGGAGGCAGACUGCAAGGAUGGGGAGAGGCCGGGCUUGUCGUUUAUCCAAGCGAAAGCCCUCGCGCGGGACAGCCCCAACGCCAAGAAGGUGGAUUAUCUUUGGUCCUCUGGCCGGGGGAACUUCCCGAACUACGGCGUUUCCCCUGCCUCGGCACCUUUCGACCUCGCGCACAAGAAGGUGUGGAACUGGUCCCAUCCCUUGGGCAGGUUUGCGACCUUGACCUACGGAACAGCCAUCGACCACCAGCGCAACAUCUACCUUUCGGGGGCCGAUGGGGUGCGCAAGUUCGACCACAAGGGCAAGAUGUUGUGGGAGUAUGAUUCUUUGCCGGCGGAGAUGAUGGACGCCCCAUCCCUUCAUGACGGCAAGCUGUACGGAAGCGACACGCAGGGUAACGUUGUGGCCCUGGACAUGGACUCCGGCGAGGUCGUGUGGAGAACGAAGGUCGCGAAGGAGAUCGGCCAGGACAACGGUUUCACUAUGGCCAAGGACGGCGUGGUCCUCGCAGCCACGGACUUUCGCCUGCCCAGCCCACUGCCCACGGCUGCGGCGAACCAUAAGGUGCAGGCUUUGAAUGCCAGCAACGGGAGCCCGAUGUGGAGCUUCGAGCCAGACACGCCAGUUUGGAACUUCCUCCCCCUUUUCGUGGACGAAGGCGACUUUGUCUUUCAAGACAUGACAGGUAAAGCGUACCGGGUGGACCUGCAUACCGGAUCUCUGAUCUGGAAGAACGGGGGCCUGGACGACACCUGGACCGACGGCAGCGCAGCCGUAGGGAACGGAAUGGUGUUCACGGUGCACAACAAUAAGAAAGAGCCGCUCACCCAGCUGAUGGGCCAGUACGAGCCGGGUACCCUGAGCGCCUACAACCUUAGCAACGGCGAGCUGGUCUGGAAGCUGGUCACGCCCCGGCCGCCGAACAACGCCCCGGCGGUUGGGAAAGUGAAGGGCUUGGACGGAGUGUCGGUUGUCAUGCCCCUUUGUCAGCAAAUCAUCCCGGGCUCCUUCUGCGACGUGCAUGUUUAUGACGCCGACACCGGUGACCUGCAGUGGGUUUUCCAUGGCCCCCAGCAAACCACCCUCAUGCAGGCAGGUGACUUGGAGGGGAUUAGUGCCCGCACGCUCCGUGGCAUUCGCUCCACGUGCCUGCCGAAUGGCUGGAGUGCGCCAAGCAUCGACGCACACGGUACUGUCUUCGUCGGCAACGAGCAGGGGAACCUCUUUGCACUUCGCGACAUGGACGGUGACGGCACGAUCUAUGGCGACGAUGAGAUAUCGAGCUAUGACACCCAGGCCGCCUUCUCAGGGUCUUCGUCUCCUGCCAUUGCUCCGGGAUUGUUGGCAGUGGCGUCCUGCGACUCACUGUUCGUCUUCAAGGAUUGA
Symbiodinium natans is the source of this 1449-nucleotide messenger RNA. The record is from the annotation of a GenBank genome assembly. Lineage: Eukaryota; Dinophyceae; Suessiales; Symbiodiniaceae.